UCGCUCCCAUUAUAUCUGACGAAUCACCGCCAAAAGGUGUGUAGUUUAAGUGUGAAUCCCUUUCCCUCUCUACUCUUCUUUCACUUUCCAUUUCCAUUUCCAUUUUUUCUGGUUCACUUUCUCGAUGGCCUCCGAGAACCCCACCGCCGACGACGCCGUCAACGGCUUCAAUCGGCCGGAAAUGUUCUCGGAAAACCUCGCCGGCACCGUCGACGCCUACGACCGCCACGUGUUCCUCUGCUACAAGAGUCACCUGUCCUGGCCCCCGCGCAUCGAGGCCUCCGACGCCGAUCCCUUCCCCAAGCGCGUCGCCGCCACCUUCAAAGCCCGCAAGAACGACUUGCCCCUCAAGACGAAAAUCACCGUGUGCGAGGUGCGUGAGGAGGCUGGCUUCCUCGACGGUGACGUGUUGAUUUUCCCCGACAUGAUCAAAUACAGGGGUUUGGAGGAAUCAAAUGUUGAUAGCUUUUUCGAAGAUGUUUUGGUGAAUGGUAAACCAUGGACUGCUGGAGUUCCGGAGGUGUUUAGUGGUUCACAUGUUUAUGUGUGUGCUCAUGGAAGUCGUGACGUGAGAUGUGGUGUUUGUGGGCCAGUUCUCAUCAAGAAGCUGAAUGAGGAAAUUGAGCUUCGAUGCUUGAAGGAUCAGAUAUCUGUUACUGCUUGUUCUCAUAUUGGUGGGCAUAAGUAUGCUGGGAAUGUAAUCAUAUACUGCCCAGGUGCAGAUGGAAAAAUUAUGGGUCACUGGUAUGGCUAUGUUACUCCUAACGAUGUUUCUGAUUUAUUGGACCAACAUAUUGCAAAGGGAGAGGUCAUCAAACGACUUUUGAGGGGCCAAAUGGGAACAUCUGUUGCAGAAGAUAAGGGAGCAGAUGACCAGAAAGUUGCUAAUGGAGAGGAUACCAGCAAGGGCAAGACUAAUCAUGUUGAAAGUGACAAUCUGAGCAACAAAGAAAACAUGGGUGGUUGUUGCCAAGGUGUUAAUGGGGUUUCUUGUUGCAGAAGUGCAAGUGUUGAGCAAAACAACGAGAUUGAAGAAACACCUGAAGCACAAAAGAAGGGUAGCAAAAUCUGUUCUAAUUGGCCUCAAUUGCAGCAGCGUGAUAUUCUCACAGCUGUUGGUGUGCUUGGAGCUGUAGCAGUUGUUGCUGUGGUUUACAAACUUUACAGAAGGGCAGGGUAGUUUACUCUCUAAAACAUGUUACGAGUUGCUUGGGCGUUUAUUAGCCCGAUAUAUUUUUUUUUGUCGAGGUUGCAUAAAUUCAGGAAACAAUCACGAAAACUACUAUUACGAAGUCAUACAUAGACACUUCCGCAUGUUGCAUGGAAGGAUAGUUAAAGUCUAGCAACAGAUGUAGUGAUGAAAACUUUAUCAUCUUUAUGAAGCAUACAGAAUUAUGUUUAUGCUGCUGAAUGUUCCAUUAUGAUGUGUUUCUUAACUUUUUC
Messenger RNA from Glycine soja, 1443 nucleotides. RefSeq names its product altered inheritance of mitochondria protein 32-like. The transcript has 5 exons. NCBI's taxonomy places the organism in Eukaryota, Viridiplantae, Streptophyta, Magnoliopsida, Fabales, Fabaceae. The coding region runs from base 125 to 1180 and encodes 351 amino acids. The record is from RefSeq and is a predicted model, not a curated record.